AGAUUUUACUCUUAUUUUGAAAUUCGGCACAAACGAUAACUCACCUAGUCAGCAUCAAAAUUUUAGCUUUUUUCUAUGCUUUAUAUAAUUAUAUGGGUGUUAAAAUGUCAAUUAACCUAUGCAUUAAAUUGAAAUUAAUGGAUGAAAAUUGCCGACCAAAUUGAAAGAAAAUGAUAGACAAAAACUUUGACAAGGAAAAAACAGGCCAGCCCACGAAAUGUCCUUUCUUUCUCGUCCUUGUUACGGCUACGUAUAGCAAAUCAAAACCAUUUCUCCAGCAGCCCAACGACCUCGACCGGUUGCUUUAUUCAACAGAAGUUAAUCUCCACUUUCCACUAUUUCACCUGCUGAAGAUAGAAACCAGAUAAGUUGAUCAGAAGCAUGAGGAUAAUAGCAAUUGGAAUCUUAUUUCUCUGGUUUUUCUCUAUCUUCUCUUGUUUGUUUUCAACUGUCUCUUUUGCUGAAAUUACUCCUAGAUUUCCUUCUUCAGUCAUUAUAGGAGCAGAGCAGCUCUCCCUUGUUAAACAAAGUAGUAAUAAGCUUUACAGAGAGAAUUACUUCACCCAAAUACUAGAUCAUUUCAACUUCAAUCCGAAGAGCUAUCAAAGGUUUCAGCAUAGAUAUCUAAUCAAUGACACCUUUUGGGGUGGCCCAAAGAAGAAUGCUCCAAUCUUUGUUUAUACAGGAAAUGAAGGAGUCAUUGAAUGGUUUGCUCAAAACACUGGAUUUAUGUUCGACAUUGCACCAUACUUCAAAGCCCUUCUUGUUUUCAUUGAGCAUCGGUUCUAUGGAAAAUCAAUUCCAUUCGGUGGUGACAAAGACAUUGCUUACAGCAAUGCUAGUACUCUUGGAUAUCUAACCUCGACACAGGCCUUGGCGGAUUAUGCCACUCUGAUUAUUGAUCUGAAGAAGAACCUGACGGCGGUUGACUCCCCUGUGGUGGUUUUCGGAGGUUCCUAUGGAGGAAUGCUGGCAGCUUGGUUUAGACUGAAGUAUCCGCAUAUCGCCAUUGGAGCUUUGGCAUCUUCUGCUCCAAUCCUCAACUUUGAGAACAUAACUUCUCCAUAUAGCUUCAACAACAUCGUAACUCAAGAUUUCAGGAGUGAAAGCGAAAAUUGUUACAAGGUGAUAAAGGGGUCAUGGAAACAAAUUGAAGACACUGGAAAGGAAUCCGGGGGGCUUGAACUUCUCCGAAAAUCAUUCAGAAUAUGCAAAAACUAUAUUGGUGCAGGCGCUUUGGAGGGUUGGCUUCGUACAGCAUUUGUCUACACUGCCAUGACAGAUUAUCCUACUGUUACAAACUUUUUAAAUCCCUUGCCAGCUUACCCAGUGAAACAGAUGUGCAAGGCAAUCGAUGAUCCGACGACAGGGAAUGAUACAUUUGCGAAGUUGUACGGUGCAGCUAACGUUUACUAUAACUACACUGGAACUGCCACGUGUUUCAAUCUGGCUUCUUCCCUUGAUCCUCACGGCCUAGACUUGUGGGGCUGGCAGGCAUGUACAGAAAUGAUAAUGCCAACAGAUGGAAACAAUAAGGAGAGCAUAUUUCCAGAGUCUCAAUGGAACUAUUCUCAGAGAGCAGCUGACUGCAAAGGUUUCUAUGGCGUUGAACCUAGACCCAACUGGAUUAGCACCGAGUUUGGCGGUCAUGAUAUUUACAGGGUUUUGAAGAGGUUUGGGAGCAAUAUGAUCUUCUUUAAUGGCUUAAGAGACCCUUGGAGCGGUGGAGGGGUAUUGAAGAAUAUAUCCAAAACCAUAGUUGCAAUCGUUGCUGAAGAAGGGGCUCACCAUGUAGAUCUGAGGUUUGCAACCAGUGAAGACCCCAAAUGGCUUCAAGACGUGCGGGAAAGGGAGGUCAACAUCAUUUCCAGUUGGAUCUCUCAAUAUUAUCAUGAUCUUGCACGUGAUUCCUAACCAAUUUUUUUCUGCAUUUUACACUGUAUAAGCAAUUGAGCAUCGCUCUGCAUCUUAAUUUGUAAAUGACCAAAUGAGAAAAUAAAAAAAUUGAAGGUUCAUUAUUUGGUUUAACGAGAAUUUGACAUUUCCAAAUUGUUUGUUUCAAAGAAUUCGUCUUGGUCCAAAAGUUU
Durio zibethinus is the source of this 2087-nucleotide messenger RNA. RefSeq lists its product as uncharacterized. Lineage: Eukaryota; Viridiplantae; Streptophyta; Magnoliopsida; Malvales; Malvaceae. Gene Ontology annotation, molecular function: dipeptidyl-peptidase activity; serine-type exopeptidase activity. Gene Ontology annotation, biological process: proteolysis. The record is from RefSeq and is a predicted model, not a curated record.